Thermothielavioides terrestris NRRL 8126 is the source of this 2128-nucleotide messenger RNA. RefSeq lists its product as uncharacterized. Gene Ontology annotation, cellular component: cytosol; methionyl glutamyl tRNA synthetase complex; cytoplasm. Gene Ontology annotation, molecular function: ATP binding; glutamate-tRNA ligase activity. The coding region runs from base 130 to 2046 and encodes 638 amino acids. The record is from RefSeq and is a predicted model, not a curated record. The transcript has 2 exons. Lineage: Eukaryota; Fungi; Ascomycota; Sordariomycetes; Sordariales; Chaetomiaceae. Gene Ontology annotation, biological process: glutamyl-tRNA aminoacylation; translation.
AAACUUUUGCAGGCAUUCAAGACCAAGUGACUCAAGCCGGCGAAAUUGGACGGAGGAACCGUGAACACCGUCCGACUCUCCCGUUCCGCAGCGUACUGUCCUGCACCUCCGCCAACAGCGCACGAAAUAAUGAAGCUGGACGAGCUCAAGCCCCUGGAGGCCCUCCUCACGGGCGAUUUUCGCCAGAUCGAGCCCCACCUGCAGGCGCUCGACAAGCACCUGAUCCUCCGCACUUACCUCGAUGGCUACACGCUUGGCGACAUCGACACGAAAAUUUGGCUGGCACUUCGUGGCAACCGUGCUGCCGUUUCGUUUAUCAAGCGCGGCAGCCUGGUCAACCUCGCCCGCUGGUUCAACUUCAUCGAGGAGAACCACCCCGAAAUCCAAGCUGAGGUGAAGGCAAAGGAUGCGGCGGCCAAGGCCAAGGUUGCCGCGGCGAGCAAGGCCGGCGGGAACUAUGCGCUAGCUCUGCAGAACGCCGACAAGGGAGUCGUGACGAGAUUCCUACCCGAGCCCUCGGGAUACUUGCACAUCGGACACGCCAAGGCCGCACUCCUCAGCGACUACUUCGCUCACCAAGCCUACAACGGGACGCUGCGUCUGCGCCUCGAUGACACCAACCCGUCCAAGGAGAAGGAGGAGUACCAGGACGCCAUCAUCGAGGAUCUCGCGCUGAUGGGCAUCAAGCCCGACACGCUCUCUUACACGUCGGACUAUUUCGACUACCUGUACGAAAUGUGCGUCCGGCUGAUCAAGGAGGGCCAUGCCUAUGCCGACGAUACCGACCAGGACACGAUGCGCGACCAGCGCUUCAAGGGCAUCGCGUCCAAGCGCCGCGACAGGAGCGUCGAGGAGAACCUGCGCAUCUUCGAGGAGAUGAAGCAGGGUUCCGAGGAGGGCCUCCGGAACUGCAUCCGCGCCAAGAUCUCGGUCGAUAACCCGAACAAGGCCAUGAGAGACCCGGUCAUCUACCGGUGCAACGUCGAGACGCCGCACCACCGGACCGGCACCAAGUGGAAGAUGUACCCCAUGUACGACUUCGCCUGCCCCGUCGUUGACAGCUACGAGGGCGUGACCCACGCGCUGAGGUCGACCGAGUACACCGACCGAAACCCGCAGUACCAGUGGUUCCUGGAUACGCUGAAGCUGCGGCAGGUCUACAUGUGGGACUUCGCCCGCAUGAACUUCAUCAGGACCUUCCUGUCCAAGCGCAAGCUUGCCAAGCUGGUCGAAACCGGCAGGGUCUGGGGCUGGGACGACCCGCGCAUGCCCACGAUCCGGGGCGUGCGCAGGAGGGGCAUGACCAUCCCGGCGCUGCGCGACUUCAUCAUCAAGCAGGGCCCCAGCCGGAACGUGGUCACCAUGGACUGGACGACCUUCUGGGCGAGCAACAAGAAGGAGAUCGAUCCGAUCGCCCCGCGUCACACGGCCGUCCUGCAGAAGGACGCGGUCAAGGUGACCGUCACCGGGAGUGGAGCGCCGGCGGAGCCUUACUCCGCGGUCAAGCCGAAGCACCCCAAGAACAGGGAGGUGGGCACCAAGCAGGUCGUCUUCGCAUCCGAGCUCCUCCUGGACCAGGCCGACGCCAAGAGCUUCAAGGACGGCGAGGAGAUCACCCUCAUGGCCUGGGGCAACGCCUUCGUGCGCCAGAUCGCCCCCGGCGACCCGAUCCCGAGCCUCACCUGCGAGCUCAACCUGGCGGGCGACGUCAAGUCGACCGAGAAGAAGAUCACCUGGCUCGCCGCGCAGGGACAGAAGCUGGUGCCGGCCGAGCUGUGGGACUUUGACUACCUCAUCACCAAGGACGUCCUGCAGGAGGAGGACAACAUGGAGGACUUUUUGACGCCCGUGACCGAGACGAUGGAGGACGCGUGGUGCGACGAGGCGGCGGCGCACCUGAAGAAGGACGACAUCAUCCAGCUCGAGCGGCGCGGCUACUACCGCGUCGACAAGGGGCUCGGCGACUGGAAGGACGGCGAGGAGGGGCCCAAGGGCAAGCGCCUGGUGCUGUUCUGCAUCCCGACGGGCAAGACGGGGCCGAAAUAGAGGGAAGAUGGGUAUGUGGGGUGAGAACAUAUGACAGAUAAAAUAGAGCUGAUAUCGAAUGCUACUGAUGAUGCGUUGCAGG